GUUCAUAUUUCAAACCAUUACCACAAUGCCGCCAAACCUCCUCCAUUUCCUCCUACCACUAACCCCCUACCCCCUCCUCGCCUGCGCCGCCCCACUCAACCCUAUUCUCCAACCACGCAUCCCCAUCACAACGUCCCCCUUAGACCCCUCAACCGACGAAUGGUCCUCCACCCUCUCUUCCAUCUCCCCCCUAAUCCUCCUAAUCGGCGAACGCACCACCAAGCAGGUCCUCCGCAACAUCCGUUCCCCCUCGCAAGCCUUUUCUCUCGCUUCCGCUCCUCUCGGCUUAUUAUCUAUCGUCACGUGCCUGAUACGUUUCUGCGGGGUUAAAGAACUAAGAUCUUGGAUCGGAUAUGAACUUGAGGCCAGGAAUGUGGUGGGGUUGGAGGUGUGUAGGGUUAAUUGUGGGGGCGUGAGCGCGCAUUUGAGUGGUGGGUGGGUUGUUAGGACGGCGGGAGGAGAGCCGGUGACUAGGUUGGUGGGAGUUGCAAUUUUAGAGGGGAGGGAGAGAGGGGUGGAGCGAAGUGCGUUGGAGAGGGUUAGAGCUUGUGAGGCGUUUGAGGGGGAGAGGUGUAGGAGGGGUGUUCCGGAUGGAGUUGUGGGUGUGGAGUGGGUGAUGCAUAUCACGAGUAAGGAGGUGGGAAGGGAGACCGUAGAAGCUGUUUUGAAGACUGUAGCCGAGGCCGUUGGAGUUUCCGAUGAGGCAUUUGAGUUUCGACAGGCUUUGAAGGCUGCGUUCCUCUACGAAGUGGAGAAGGAAGAGAUGGCCGCCGUAACCAACUUUUCAAGCCCGAUUGAGGAUACGAUCCAAGCUCUGCACCAAAGAAGCGAAUGGACUCUAGUUCCCAAAGGCAAUCCCAAAAAGGGCAGUCAAAGGGAUUCCGUCGAAAUUUCGGUCCUUGAGGUGGCGCCUACUAUCUCUAAGGAAGACGAAAAGAUCGCCGCGCCAUUCUGGAACUUCACCUUCAUGAGCACCUUCGAUGCGGUCUCUGAAUUCACGACAAGCACUCCCGUCUCAAGCAGAUCUUCAAUCACAAUUGGUUUACUCUCCCUGGUGGGUAUUCUAACAAUACAUGUUGUGGAGCUUUGGAGCCUUUCCUGGACAAUAUCAACUGGCUGGAUUCUCGUGAUGAUUGGGUACAUUGGCAUCGUCUUCAGUGUCACUUGUGCAGCCAUCCUCAUUCAUCGCUCAUGUGUGUGCAUCAAACUUGAUACUGGCAAACCGCAGACCCCUACUCGCUGGAAUGAAGGGAUGGUCGUCUCAGUCAAGAAUACAGACUCAAUGGACACCACUGGCAGCAAUUUUGUCUCGAGCUCCUCGCACCAUCAAAAUCUCGAAGCUGUGUGGAUCAAACCAUCCACCCAACAUGAACGGAUUGUUGCAUCUGGUGUCGCCGUAAUUCUUGUGCUGGCUUUCAUCAGUCACUACUUAGGUCUUCGAGCCAUGAAAUGGUGGGCAAGCGUUGGUGAGCUCGGCAUUUGCUUGUUAGCUUCUUUCGCAAGGUCAGUUUCAAAUAACCGGCAAAGUAGGUUCAAGGUUAUGGAAGGAGUCAAAGUCGAUAAACGAUGCAUGUCAACCGGAGUGAUUCGCACACAGACUUCAAGGCUAGUCACUAAUCAGCCGAGAGAGACGAGUCGCAUACUUGACACGAGAGCAUACUCGCCACGAAGCUACAGCCAGCCUCCAACCACUGGGGAAAGGGUGGCCUUCCAAACAGCAAAGCUCAUGCUCAAGGACUCUCAACUCCGCGGACAUCUCAAAAAGCUCACAGGAAUGUCCUUGAAUAUUUCCCACUCGGGACAAAGCCCUACUCAACGCGCCAUUCUGGCCUCCUUCUCUGGCGGCAUCCUCUUAUCUGAAGGCAUCGGCUUCCCCAACGCGUACCUUUGCAUCGCAUUUCAAGCCUCGCCUUCAGAUCUUGCAUCCCCGACAGCUCUGCUUGCUCGAGCAAUCAUGCGACAGCCUGAAUGGGUGCUUACGCACUCAGAAUUCGGAAAAGGCAUUCCACUUGGAAAUGUGUAUAUCUUCAGUAUUCAAUCAAUGAUGGAUUGGUGGACGUUGAGUGAGGAUCGGAAUGAUAUGGGUGAUAUUCAGAAAAAUCUGCACUGGCCGAUGUUUUUGGUUAAUGUUGCUUUCUUUCUGGAAGUGUUGGAAAUGGAUGAUGUGGAAAUGAUUGGCAAGGUGGAGGAGGCGAGUGGGGAGGAUGAGAGUGAGAGAAAGACUGCUGAGGGUGUUGUUGAGUUUCUGAACACAGCUUUUGAGGCGAUAUAGCUGUCCUUCCCGACAUUCUCUCCUCGCCAACACCGCUCGCCGACUCCUCCGCUCUCUCUUUCAAUCUCCAAGAACGCCGAAACUCCGGUUGCUACUGCGGCUCCCGCACAUCCUCUGGCCUCUCGAUCUCCGGAGAUUGUGUCAGAAACGAAUUAUAUAACUGUACGGAGCAAUUCAGCAUGAGGAGGUGGCGAUGAGUUGUUUGGUUUGUGAUCGCAGUGCCAGGAUGGUUAUGAUUCUUGUUUAUUGCGAUUACCGGGGCUGGGGCCUAUUGGGCUGGGGAGAUAGGUGGAAUUAUGAGGGCGAUGAUAAAGUUGGGUGAUGAUACAGAAGAACCAAAGCGCCAUAUACGAUCGAAUAUAUGACCAUCUAGAAGGAGAUCUAUCUUGCAAUCUAUUUUGAAUUACAUUAUCCAGCUGAGCAUUUUGAUCCAGACCAAAGCUAUACUGAAGUCUUUCUCAGCCACGCCUCGCUCUAUGUCCCAGGCUAUCUCCGAC
Hyaloscypha bicolor E is the source of this 2769-nucleotide messenger RNA. RefSeq lists its product as uncharacterized. The record is from RefSeq and is a predicted model, not a curated record. NCBI's taxonomy places the organism in Eukaryota, Fungi, Ascomycota, Leotiomycetes, Helotiales, Hyaloscyphaceae. The coding region runs from base 26 to 2272 and encodes 748 amino acids. The transcript has a single exon.